Molecule: messenger RNA, 1304 nt
Organism: Cuscuta europaea
Lineage: Eukaryota; Viridiplantae; Streptophyta; Magnoliopsida; Solanales; Convolvulaceae
Source: the annotation of a GenBank genome assembly
CUUGUAUGGAGAUAAGGAGGAUGACCUCCAGCUCUGGCCGAGGAUGACCACCACCUUUGAGGAGGCCGAUGGCCCGGAUUUGGGCAUUCCUGCUGAGGCCGAUGGUAAUUUUCCUUCGGCUUUCUGUCUUUACGUUUUUGUCCUUUGCCUUGCUAAUCUGUUUGUUUUCCCUUUGUAGACUUUGUCAUGGACCGCCGUUCCAUGAUGGCCAUUGCGAAGGCCAAAGCGGCCGAGGAGAUUGCUGCUAAGGCGGCCGAAGCGGCCAGGCGUGCCGCGGCCGGUGUGAGCGGGGCUACUGCAGAUGCGGCCCCAAAGCCUGCCCCAUCCAAGAAAAAGAGACCGGCCACUGAUGGCCAGAAAAAGUUGACCGAGGCCGGCGUGAGCGUCUCUAAGAAGACGAAGAGGGCUCCUUCCCCUUCUCCGGCUAGUGAGGCCGGCACGCUUACUGUCCCCAGCGUGGGCGAUGGUGGUCCCGUCGUGGACCUUACUGUUGCUGAUGAUGCUGCCCCAGCGCUUCCUCUCGUCCAGGAACCACGGACGCAGAGGGCCGGCAAGGAGAUUGUUGGUGCCACCUAUCAGAAAGUGAUAGAGUACCCCGUCGGCGGGGGCGUGUUUAAUGAGCUCGUCCCCGGCCACGUCGUCCUGGCCAAGGCCAUGCCGGCCAAAGAUCGGGCUCAUCUGAAGAAGCUCGAGGACCCGAAGAUUUAUGAGGGCGGCAUGGAUCUCCUCGUCCAAAGUGCCUUCAUGCUUAUGGAAAGCCAUAAGAGGCAGUACUGGGAGAUAGUCCGCCUGCAAGCACUGGAGCAGAAGGCUGCCUCGGCCGACGAGGCGGUAGCUUGCCUUGACCGGCUUCGGGAGGAUGCCAAGGCGCUGCAGGCCAAAGCUGAUGAGGCCGUCGCGGCCAGGGACGUUGCCCUGGUCCAGCUCGAAGAGAGCAAAAGGGAGCUCGCAGAGUCCCGUAGAGCGCUUGAGGCCGAGAAGCGCAGGAGCGAGGAGGCCGCCAAGGCGAAAGCUGAGGCCGAGGCCGCCGUCGUGAGGGCUGCUGAUGAGGCUGUUGAGAAGUUCUUGGCCGAAGGGUGGAAGGCCGAUGAGAGGCUCCCCUGGUGCUACGAGGUGGUGGCCGCCAGGCUGGAGAAUUGGGGGAUGAACUCCCCUGCCGGCCGGGAGUAUUUCAGCCAGGAGAUGUCUGUUUACUACAACCUGGGCCAGGAGCGGAUGCAAAGGCUCCUGUACCGGCGGCUAUCCCGGGCGUUGAAGGCCAUGAAUUACACGGCUGGAUGGGCUAGACGGAACCUGAAGCUCCC